AUGAGCGAACCGUCAGAAUUGCUUCUCUCCAAGUUUUCCAUCGAGAAUUUGAUCGAACAGACCUACGUCGGAGUUGAGGAGCCAGUGGAUUUGAACUCAUUUGUAAGAAAUUACCAUAAUUAAAGAGAAUAAAAGUGUCUUUUGGUUCAGACCAACUACGGAUAUACUAUAAACUUGCUUCCGAACGGACUUUUAUGGGCAAAAAGACUUGCCGACGAUUUUUCCUGCUCAUUUUCGGUGAUACCCAUCGCCAAACCGUGUCCCCAUGGAUCGACGGCUAAGAAAAGGAGGUUUCGUAAUCUUGGUUUUUACUCACUUUUAUGUUUCUGUAGUAUCUGAAUCAAUAAAACGACUGAAAAUAAGUUGAAAUUUUAUGAAAAAUUGUAAAAAAAUAGCUGUAAUUCUCAAAAUUUCCCAUGUAAAAUGAAGAAUUUUUGAGCUCUUGACGGAAAAAUUUAAUUAAAUAAUUGAAAUUAUACUUUUUUUGUAAACUAGGAGACUUCAAGACCUUUUAAAAAAAGCCUAAUUUAAAGGAAAAGCGGAAAAUUUUUUUUUUACAAGAUAAAGACACAUUUUUGAAAGUUUUGGACUCACUUUAAUCUAUUUUUUGGCCUAGAUUUUUCAUAUUUCGUAAUUAAUUCCAACGGGUAGAAAUUAAAUAUGUUCACUGUUUCAAAUGAAUUGGGGGUCAAAAUAGUCCGAAAAAUGCUUUUAUCCACUCAUAGAAAUCACUAAAUUUCUUCAAAAAAAGCCGUUUUUUUAAAGUUUUUUUCCAAGUUCCUCGCUUUUUUUGUAGAUCAAAUAUGGGCAUAAUAUCAUUUAAAAAAAAAUUGAUUUUAAUUCCGUAACUCUCGAAAAAAAUUUUUUUAAUUUUUUUGGCCUUUAUUCAGUCAAAUUCAAAUAUAAAAAAAUCAAUAAAAAUUUUUUUCAAAAAUUUAAUUUUUUUGUCAAUUUUUUUCAGUUUCCUCGUUUUUUUGUAGAUCAAAAGUGGUCAUAUUUUCAUCUGAAAAAUUUAAUUUUGAUCCGAAAAAAAAAAUUUUCAGCUUUUUUCCAGUCAUUCUCAGCUCCUUUUCAGUCAAUCUCGCCGUAUUUUCCAAAUUUUCAGACCCCUAAAAAUCAAAUUCCUGUCGAUAUCUUCCACGGAGGCGGCUCUUUGCGAUGUUUCCGGUCGGUUAUGGAAACUGGACCUUCAGACGAUCCCGUUCGGGAAAUCUGAAGAAACUUCGGUCGAUGUAAAAAAGCUGCCGAUGUCGAAACAGUUGCUCUGCGUUCGGAUCUGCGCCGGACGGUAGGAAAGAAAAACUCAAAAAAGUGAUGAAAUAACCCCUUAAGGUCCCACUUCCUGGCUCUGGUCAGGAGGAGAAGGUCCGAGGAGACUUUCCGGAAGUCUGAAGAGGGGGAGGACGAAUAUUUCUGCGAAGAUUGUCGGCAGAGCUCCAGAUUGAGGUUAUCGACGCUGAUGAUCGAAGCGGAUCAGGUUGGACUGGGAAGUGACCACUUUAGGGCUCGACGUUUCAGUGGCCACUAUAGUAGUCGAAUAAGUGGCCGCUUGAGGGGUACGAAAACUACUAUAGUGGCCACUAAGGCGCUAAGUUGGGAUUGAAGCCGAUGAGGAGAAUUUCUAGUGACCACUUCAGGGUUUCGACGUUUUAGUGGCUAGUGUAGUGGUAGAGUUAGGGGCCACUCAAGUGACAGAAACUUAGUGGACUCUUUAGGGAUAUUACUAGACCAAUAAAAAAUACUUUAGUGGUCACUGACACGUAAAAUAGAGUCUUCUAUAGAGGUGGUUCGGAAUUGAAGCCGAUGAGGAGAAUUUCUAGGGACCACUUUAGGGCUCGACGUUUUAGUGGCUAGUGUAUUGGUAGAGUUAAUGGCCACUCAAGUGACUUGAAUUGAGUGGCCUCUUUAGGGGUAUUAGGAGUAAUGCUAGGCCACAAAAAAAUACUAUAGUGGCCACUUGACGCAAAAUAGUGGCUUCAAGAGAGGCAAUCUCAGGUUGAAAUAAAAGCUGAAUGAUGAAAUUUUUAGUGACCACUUCAGGGUUCUGACCUUUCAGUGGCCACUUAAGUGACAAAAACUUAGUGGACUCUUCAGGGAUAUUGUUAGACCAACAAGAACUACUAUAGUGGCCACUUGACGCAAAAUAGAGGCUUCAAGAGAGGCAAUCUCAGGUUGAAAUCAAAGCUGAAUGAUGAAAUUUUUAGUGAUCACUUCAGGGUUCUGACCUUUCAGUGGCCACUAUAGUAAAAGAGUUAGUGACCUCUCAAGUGGCUAAAAUCUAGCGGCCUCUCCAGAAGUUUCAGUGGUACUGCUAGACCACUAAAACUACUAUAGUGGCCACUAAGACGCAAAAUAAUGGCGUCAGUAGAGUCGGUUUUAGUGGCCACUUGAGAGUCCUCUCCAAGUAGUCCUCAAAGAACCUCUUCAGUGACCACUAGAGUUUUUCCGAGGAGUUCAAAAAAAAAAACGAUCUGACCUGUCUGCGCUCUCUACGAGGUCAUAGAGAGAUGAAAAUGGCCGAGAGAGCGCAGAGAGAUCAGAGAAAAAUGUUAAUAAUAGUUAUUUUAUUGGGAUUUUCGUUUCAUAGUUUGUGGAAUAGGACUUGGGACAUAAUUUUUAACUGUCUGACCUGUCUGAGAUCUCUUUUCCCUCGCCGGUGAUGUCAUAGAAGUAUGAAAAUGAGCGAGAGAAAAGGAGACGGAGAGAAGUUAGAAUGCUGUAGGACGAGUGGACUUUAUUGAAACUUUUACAAAAUCUCUGUUUUCAUGACCUGAAUCGAAAUUUAGAAAAAAAAAACUUUUGAAAUGAUAAAUUUCGAUUUCAGAUGGCCGAGGAACUCCGGCUGACGGGAGAAGAUGCGGAUCGCCUUUCCAGAGUCUCUCAAUUUUGUCAUUCUGCUCGAUUUCGUUGCUCGUUAGUUUCAAAAAUUUUUUGACUGUCUAACCUGUCUGUGUUCUCUUUUCCCUCGUCGACGAGGUCAUACAAGUAAAAGAAAAUCUGUCGUUCAAAAAAUGACGUCAUUUCUAUCAAAAAUAUCAAAAUUUACGUCACUUCCAGAAAUGACGUCAUUGUUUAAUUUACAGGCCUAAACAAAUUUUUUUUAAAGGUAGAAACUUGGGUAAAAUGCUACAAAGCUUCCUGGAGUCUAUUUAAUUUUUUGUUUUUUCAAAAUUAUGAGCUCUCAAAAUAAUCCUUAUGCACCUUGAUUAGUUAAAACCAUGCCGUUGAGGGGAAAAUUAAAGUACUUUCCCAUUUAAAAAUGACGUCACUUUUUCCAGGAAUGACGUCAUCGAGGAGGAUGAGGUGACGUCAUCGUCACCAACCGGCGAGAUCCCGGAAAAUCCCAAACUUUCGGCGAUCCACAAAACUGUCUCCAACAUGGAAAAACUUCCCGAAUCGUUUGAUCUCGAUUCAAAUUUUCUUUUUAAAGGUUUCAAAUCGGAGUUUCGAAGUUUAUAGAACUUUGAAACCACAAGUUUUUUCUAGUUUAUUGUGAAAAAUUUAAAAAAGAGAGUUUUACCAAAAUUUCUAUGAUUUGAAGCUCCAAAAAAAUGAGCUUUUUUGGGGGCGGAGCUUCAGCUGAUGCUCAGCCAAAUUUUCGAUUUAUUCAAGUUCAGUUGAUUCGAAGCUAUUUUCGAUGAUUUUUUGAUUUUUUUUUUGGCCAGUUUGAGUCGAUGCGCAGCGAAUUAUUCAAAAAAAUCAAGGAAAAUCAUCGAAAUUUUUAGACCUCCAUCUCAUUGAAAAAAAUGGAGGGUCCCUAAUUUUUUUCCGGUUUUUUUGUGAUUUUUUUGGAGCUUUAGUCGAUGCGCAGCGAAUUAUUUAAAAAAAUCAAGGAAAAUUAUCGAAAUUUCUGGCUUCUACCUCAUUGAAAAAAAUACUCAAAGACCUAAUUUUUUUUGAAAUUUUUUCGGGUUUUUAAGUUGAUGCGCAGCCAUUUCUGGAUACGUAGUCAUUCAAAAUCAAUUUUUUAGACGCCAUUAGUCUCCCCGAUGCCGAAAUUGGCCAUUUCACCUUCGUUUCGAUGGAUCGGAUAUCGAUCCGGAGCAAGUUUAUAGGUUUAACUUUUUGCUUUUUUUAAGCUUAUAUCUUCGAAAUAUUUAUCAAAAGUGGUUUUUUUAGACAAGGCCGAAACCACGUCGAGUCAGGAAAGCCGGACAAGGAUUGGGGGCAAGAAAACGGCCGGUUUUGGUGGGUUAUUGAGCAAUGAAUAAGGGCUUUUUUUUUGAAGGAAAGAUGGUUUUUUCAAGAUUUUUUUUUUAAAUUCCAACAGAAAUCCCAGUUUUCUCGAAGCCCCCAACAUUCCCAUUCUUAUAGGAAGCCUCCAAAAAUUUUUUGGGCUUGUAAAAAGGUCUCCGUGAACUCUAGGAAACUGAAAAAAAAAGUAAAAUUAAGCGAACCACGCAUAUUUUUUCCGUAAAAUGUAACGUUUUGUGUGCAUGCACCGCGACGCUCUCGCACAUUCUGUGUUCAAAGUAAUUUUCCUGAAAUUCAAAAUCAUCUUUGAAUUUUCGCAAUUCAGUUAUAUUUUUCACUUUUUUUUUUUGAAUUUCUGGAAAUUACUUUAAGAACGGCAGGUGCUUCAAAAAAGUUUAAACAGAAUAGUUGCGUUGUUUCAAAUGAGAAGUCGAUUCGUCUUUUGACCCAUUGAACAUGCGCCUUUUAGUUUACCUGUUGUUUACGCUGGCAACGGGGAGUUUUGACCACGCCCCCUUCAUUUUUGGUUUUUCAUUUUCUUCCAUUAACAAAAACGCCGUGCGAAAAAUUCUGAUAUUUUUUAAGCUUGCUGGAUUUUUUUCUUCGCAAGAUCGAAAAUUAAAAACUUAACAUGAUCGAUUCAUUGAUUUUUUUUUUAGAACCGAAGAAAUGUAUUGAUAGUCUGUUUGCCACGACUUUAAAUUCAACCCAACGAUAUUCCGCUGUUUCGCGAAGCGUCUUCGAAUCUAGGGUUUUCAAUUGAUUUUUAUUGCUGAGAGUGCACAUGAAAGUAGAGUACCUUAAUAAAAAAAAAAAUUAAAAGCGCGACCGAGGUUUGCAAAGGCGCGCAGCGGCACAGCGGAAUGUCGUUUUAUGAAAUUCCAAGUCGUGGGCUAUAUUAGGUCUUGCUUUUUUGAUGGGCAAGAACUCUCUUUUUCGGGAUUAUUCAAGAAAUUGAAGUUAUCAUCAGAAUCAGCGGGAAAUUUGAUAUUUAAUUAUUUAUUUUGAAUACAUUUCAAGACAAGAAUCAAUUUUAAGAGUGCUUGGAAAUGCGGGAAUGUCAUGAAGUUUGGAGUUGGGGCGCGAAUGAGUGCGGUCAGUUGGGCCAUGGGGACACCGUCGGCAGGUUCUUACCAUCAAAAAUAUAAGGCAAUCUUGGUUUUCCAGACAUCAACCGUCGAGGAUCAUCAACUUGGACAAGGAAUUCGUCACGGAUCUGUCCUGUGGCGACGAUUUUUCCAUGGCCAUGACGUCUUCUGGAGAAGUAACAGAAUUAUUUAUCGAUUAUUAAACUCCAGAGGGGUCCCUAUAGGGGCCAGGGGUGAAAAAAACAUCUACAAGGUGAAAUUGAAGUGGUCCCUAGAGGGGUUAGGGGAACAAAACAGUCCCUAUAAGGGAAAAAAAAGCUUCUAAAGGUUAUAAUUCAGGUUUCAGAACAGACCCAUAAGUUUAAGUGGUCCCUAUAGGGGAAUUUUAGUUCUCUGUUCUUCUCAUAUUAUGAUUCCCUAGAGUGGCCACUUUUGCAAGCUUUAGUGUACCCUAUAGGGGUUGGCAAAGUGGUCCCUAGAGGGGAACCUUCAAGGGCUCUGUAGGGAUCACUCUGGGUUGAAGAAAACUCUGAGAACCACUAAAGCGUUCCCUUUCGCAUUGGAGCGCACUUUGAGCCGGAAUUCGUCUCUUGGUUUUUUUUAGGAGAUUUUUCGACCUUUCCAGGAAGUUUUCAUUUUUUUUUUUCAUUUAUAAAUAGUUUAUAUAGUUUUCGAGAGGAUUAAAAUAUAUAUAAUAUUAUUUUUUUCGCAGGUUUUCACCUGGGGCCGGAAUAAUUUCGGCCAGGCCGCCGAGCCAAUGAUUCUGCUGCCAAAAACGCUUCGGGUAUAGUUCUUUUUUUUCAUUUUUUCUGAAAUUCGAGUUUUUUUAAACCAUAAAUUCAAUAUUUUUAAUCGCAAAACUGAUUUCAAAACCACUAAAGCGUUCCCUGGGAAUUUUCGCAUUGGAGCGCAACUUGCGCCAAAAUUCGUCUCUUGGGGUAUUUUUACGAGAACUUUUUUUUUCGAUUUCUCGCCUUUUUUCAUAAGUUUCUUAUAUUUUUCUUUUCUAAACCGUUUAUAAAGUUGUUGAGAGGUUUAUUUGAAUUAUAAAUACUGGAAUUUUUUUUAAAAGUAUACCUGCUUUUUAGGUUAAUACGAUAAGAACGGUAACUACAAACUGAUUUUAGCCAAAAGGCCGAUUUUUACCUGAAAAAACUUUUGAUCUUCAUAUUUGUCUUGAAAAUUCGUAUCUAGGGGAGAAAUUGUUCUUAGUUAAUGUUAUUUUUAAAUUCGUUUAGGAUUUUCAAGUUGAAUUCAAAGUUUUGUAUCGUCAUUUUUUUAUAAUUAUAAAUCUUGAGUACCUAUUUCCGUAAUUUCAGCGAUUUUUUGACUUUUUGAACAAAAUUUGCUUUGUUUGAAGUUCCUAAUCUUUUCAGAUUGGUGCUGAUCAGUUCGCCUUCGGCCUGAGAUGUUCUGCGAGCCACGCGGCGAUCCAAAUCGCUUCAGUGAACACUUCGACGGCCGUUUAUCUGACUGGCGAGGGGAUUAAAGCCAGUCAAUCGGCCGUUUUUCGACUUCCUUUGAAGUCAAAGGUCCGAUUUUUGAUUUUGAGCAGUUUUCAUGGAAUUAAUAUAUAGAGAGGUUGGAAAAAAAUAUAACUUCACAAAAAAUGUUAAAAUUUUGAGGAAGUUAGUCAAUUUGAGACAAUAAUAGGAAGCUUCCUGUUGAAUUUUCAAACAUUUUUUGAUUUUGCACAAAAUUCGGUAUUUUUUCAACUCAGUAAAGCCAGAGGGAUCCCUAUAGGGAUUAAAAAUGCUCCCUGAAAUUCAAAAAGUUCAGGUACUCUUUAGGGGAGUUCAGUGCCCCAUACAGGGGAUGUCAAACUGGAGGGAAAUCUUUAUUGUGCCCCUAUAGGGGCCACUUUGGCGCUCCUAGGACGUUUUAACUUCACGCCGUUGCACAGAGUUGCUUACCGUAAUCUGAUUUUGGCGAAAAUGAAGAUUUCUUUUUGUUCUUCUUUUUUAAGUUCUUAAUCCAAGACUCGUGGAAAAAUACUCAUUUAUUCUUGACCUCCAGUUGAUGCGCAGCCAAUUAGGAAGCCGAAAAAAAAAAUCGUUCACGUACACGUUACGUUUUCAUACAGAAUUCAUUUUUUCCUCGUCGAAACUUUGCUUUUUCGAAGUAUUCAUUCCCAGGAGCAUCUCCCGGUCCGCGUUAUCCUGGAAAACGGAACCGUUUGGGUCCAUCAAACCGGAAAAAGUCCGGCCAACACGAAUCUCUUGAAGUUCUUCCACGACGGCUGCAAACACGUCCGACUCACGAAAAUCCUCUGGAUCGCCGUUUCAGCCGCCGCUAAUUGCUGUAAGCCUUGCUUACCGUAAUCUGAAAGCUCUUUGGAAUUUUCCAGUCAAGACCAAAGAUGACGUCAUGGCGCUGGAGAUGAAAAACUUGUUGAGCAGUUUGGCGGCCAAUUUGGAGGCCUAUUUUCAUGCUUUUUGCAGGUUUUUCGAAACGAAAAAUGAUUUUUUAAGAAAGGUUACUGUAUUUGAAGUGAUUUUGUUUAGAUAGGCCGGACUUUGAGAAAAAGAUUUAAUUCAAAAAGUGAAAAAAAAGUCAGAAAAUUUUUUUGAAUGAGGUUUUUCAGUAUUUUAUGUACAGUUUUCACCGUAUUUUUUUGAUAUUUUUUUGAAAAAAAGUUUGUAAUUUUUUUCAGUUUUUUUAUAUCGAUAUUUCGAAAAAAAUGAUGUCACGAAGUAUUUUUUUAACAAGUUUAAAAGUUUUUAAUGAAUCUCAUAAUGAAAUUCGUUGAUUUUUUUCACGUUCAGAAAGCAUUUUUUUGUUCAAAAAAAUCAACGGAAAACUGAAGAAAUUUGAAUUUUUUUCGAUAAUUUUUUUGAUCAAAACGUCCUUUUUCAUUCAAAAAAAUCGAUAAAAAAACUGGAAAUAUGAAUUUUUUUAUAAUUUUUUUACAUCAAAACGCCCCUUUUCUUUAAGAAAACUCACCAAAAAGUUGGAAAAAAAUUUGAAUUUUUUUCGAAAAAUUUUUUUGAUCAGAACGCCCAUUUCUAUCCAAAAAAAUCAACUAAAAAAACCUGUAGAAUUUACAUUUUUUUCUGACUGUUUUAUUUCCAUUGAAUUAGUUGAAGAUUUGUCCUUUUUCCAACGCAAAACUUUCUGAAAGAGUUUAAAAAAUCUUAUAAAAAUCAAUUUUGAGUGUCCUGAAUGACGUCGCCAAUGAACUGUGCCGAAUCCGACAUGAUGCCAAAGUUUUGACGAAGUAUCUGACGAUUCUGACGUCUUCUAAGUGUGUGGAGCUUCUGAAGACGUGCGUCGAGGAUUUCGCCGCCUGCGAGGCUUUCGUCCUCUUCGGAAACAUCAAUUUGAGGUUCGUGUGACAGGAAAAAGGAGAAUAUAGAAACUUCGCCCCCCCCCCGGCUCCAACAAGCCCCUCCUGUUAUCAUCCCCGGGCUCUAACAACCCCCCUGUUCUCUCUCCCCCGGGCUCUAACAAGCUUCCCCACUGUUCUUAUCCCCGGGCUCAAACAACCCCCCUCCCACUGAUUUCACCCCCCAGGCUCUAAUGGCUAUGAGCACCCCCCCUGUUCUCACCCUGGGGCUCUAACAAACUUCCCCCCACUGUUCUCACCCCCCGUCUCUGACAAGCCCCCUGUUCUCAUCUCCGGGCUCUCACAAGCCCCCCAAUCCCUAUAGGGACCUUGAGCUUUAGGGGUGAAGGGUGAGACCCCGAGCCCCUUAAGGGAUCAUAGACCCUGAAAAACCGCUUAUUUUUCCAGUUCCACCAUGAAAAGCGAGCUCAGCAGGACCUCUCUACAGUACGAAUGCGAUUCGGUCAAAGUCCCGACUCAACUGUCCCAACUUUUCGGGAAACUCGUCGAUUGGACCGCCUGGAUUGGCGAUUUUUCGAAGAAAUUGGCGGAUUCUCCGGAUUCUGAGGUACGUUUUUUAGUUUUUAUAUUUUUUACGACACGUUUUUUGCUGUUUUUUUAAGUCAAGCGUUCUAAAUAUCAAAUUUGAUAGCUUCCUAAUAGGUUAAAAAAAGCGCCACUUCGAAAAAAAUAUGAAAUUUUCUAUGAAAAAAAUAAUUUAGAGCUCGAAUAAUGAGUCGAAAAUUGGGAUAAAUGUCAUAGAAAUUUGAAAUUUUAGUAUUUCCUCUGA
Molecule: messenger RNA, 9397 nt
Organism: Caenorhabditis auriculariae
Lineage: Eukaryota; Metazoa; Nematoda; Chromadorea; Rhabditida; Rhabditidae
Source: the annotation of a GenBank genome assembly